Messenger RNA from Myotis brandtii (Brandt's bat), 6170 nucleotides. It is a transcript of the gene SF3B1, whose product is annotated as splicing factor 3b, subunit 1, 155kDa. Gene Ontology annotation, biological process: spliceosomal complex assembly. The annotation marks the transcript as partial. Gene Ontology annotation, molecular function: mRNA binding. NCBI's taxonomy places the organism in Eukaryota, Metazoa, Chordata, Mammalia, Chiroptera, Vespertilionidae. The record is from RefSeq and is a predicted model, not a curated record. Gene Ontology annotation, cellular component: U2-type prespliceosome; catalytic step 2 spliceosome; U2 snRNP. The transcript is spliced from 26 exons.
CACCGAGGAGACGACUCGGCCCUGGUCUGGAGGGGUCGUCUGCUUGAGAUUGGGGAUAUCGAAGCACAGAUUCGAGAAAUUCAAGGCAAGAAGGCAGCUCUUGAUGAAGCUCAAGGAGUGGGCCUUGAUUCUACAGGUUAUUAUGACCAGGAAAUAUAUGGUGGAAGUGACAGCAGAUUUGCUGGGUAUGUGACAUCAAUUGCUGCAACUGAACUUGAAGAUGAUGACGAUGACUACUCAUCAUCUACAAGUUUGCUUGGUCAGAAGAAGCCAGGAUAUCAUGCCCCUGUGGCAUUGCUUAAUGAUAUACCACAGUCAACGGAACAGUAUGAUCCAUUUGCUGAGCACCGACCUCCAAAGAUUGCUGACCGGGAAGAUGAAUACAAAAAGCACAGGCGGACCAUGAUAAUUUCCCCAGAGCGUCUUGAUCCUUUUGCAGAUGGAGGGAAGACCCCUGAUCCUAAAAUGCAUGCUAGAACGUAUAUGGAUGUAAUGCGCGAGCAGCAUUUGACUAAAGAAGAGAGAGAAAUUAGGCAACAACUAGCAGAAAAAGCUAAAGCUGGAGAACUGAAAGUCGUCAAUGGAGCAGCAGCGUCCCAGCCUCCCUCAAAACGAAAACGCCGUUGGGAUCAAACAGCUGAUCAGACUCCUGGUGCCACUCCCAAGAAGCUGUCAAGUUGGGAUCAAGCAGAGACCCCUGGACAUACCCCUUCCUUAAGAUGGGAUGAGACACCAGGUCGUGCAAAGGGAAGUGAGACUCCUGGAGCAACCCCAGGCUCAAAAAUAUGGGAUCCUACACCAAGUCACACACCAGCGGGAGCUGCUACUCCUGGACGCGGUGACACACCAGGCCAUGCAACACCAGGCCACGGAGGCGCAACUUCUAGUGCUCGUAAAAACCGCUGGGAUGAGACCCCCAAGACAGAAAGAGAUACUCCUGGGCAUGGAAGUGGAUGGGCUGAGACGCCUCGAACAGAUCGAGGUGGAGAUUCAAUUGGUGAAACACCCACUCCUGGAGCCAGUAAAAGGAAAUCACGUUGGGAUGAAACACCAGCUAGUCAGAUGGGUGGAAGCACUCCUGUUCUGACCCCUGGGAAAACACCAAUUGGCACACCAGCCAUGAACAUGGCUACCCCUACUCCAGGUCACAUAAUGAGUAUGACUCCUGAACAGCUUCAGGCUUGGCGUUGGGAGAGAGAAAUUGAUGAGAGAAAUCGCCCACUUUCUGAUGAAGAAUUAGAUGCUAUGUUUCCAGAAGGAUAUAAGGUACUUCCUCCUCCAGCUGGUUAUGUUCCUAUUCGAACUCCAGCUCGAAAGCUCACGGCCACUCCAACACCUUUGGGUGGUAUGACGGGUUUCCACAUGCAAACUGAAGACAGAACUAUGAAAAGUGUCAACGACCAACCAUCUGGAAAUCUUCCCUUUUUAAAACCUGAUGAUAUUCAGUACUUUGAUAAACUUUUGGUGGAUGUUGAUGAAUCAAUACUUAGUCCAGAAGAGCAAAAAGAGAGAAAAAUAAUGAAAUUGCUUUUAAAAAUUAAGAAUGGUACACCUCCAAUGAGAAAGGCUGCAUUGCGUCAGAUUACUGAUAAAGCUCGUGAAUUUGGAGCUGGUCCUUUGUUUAAUCAGAUCCUUCCUCUACUGAUGUCUCCUACACUUGAGGAUCAAGAACGUCAUUUGCUUGUCAAAGUUAUUGAUAGAAUAUUAUACAAACUUGAUGACUUAGUUCGACCAUAUGUGCAUAAGAUCCUUGUGGUCAUUGAACCAUUGCUGAUUGAUGAAGAUUACUAUGCUAGAGUGGAAGGCCGAGAGAUUAUUUCUAAUUUGGCAAAGGCUGCUGGUCUGGCUACUAUGAUCUCUACCAUGAGACCCGAUAUAGAUAAUAUGGAUGAAUAUGUUCGUAACACAACAGCUAGAGCUUUUGCUGUUGUAGCUUCUGCCCUGGGCAUUCCUUCACUAUUGCCCUUCUUAAAAGCUGUGUGCAAAAGCAAGAAGUCCUGGCAAGCGAGACACACUGGUAUUAAGAUUGUACAGCAGAUAGCUAUUCUUAUGGGCUGUGCCAUCUUGCCACAUCUGAGAAGUUUAGUUGAAAUCAUUGAACACGGUCUUGUGGAUGAGCAGCAGAAAGUUCGGACCAUUAGUGCGUUGGCCAUUGCUGCCUUGGCUGAAGCAGCAACUCCUUAUGGUAUCGAAUCUUUUGAUUCUGUGUUGAAGCCUCUGUGGAAGGGUAUCCGCCAACACAGAGGAAAGGGUCUGGCUGCCUUCUUAAAGGCUAUUGGGUAUCUUAUUCCUCUCAUGGAUGCAGAAUAUGCCAACUACUAUACUAGAGAAGUGAUGUUAAUCCUUAUUCGAGAAUUCCAAUCUCCUGAUGAAGAAAUGAAGAAAAUUGUGCUGAAGGUGGUAAAGCAGUGCUGUGGAACAGAUGGUGUAGAAGCAAACUACAUUAAAACAGAGAUUCUUCCUCCCUUUUUUAAACAUUUCUGGCAACACAGAAUGGCUUUAGAUAGAAGAAAUUAUCGACAGUUAGUUGAUACUACUGUGGAGUUGGCUAACAAAGUAGGAGCAGCAGAAAUUAUAUCCAGGAUCGUGGAUGAUCUGAAAGAUGAAGCUGAACAGUACAGAAAAAUGGUGAUGGAAACAAUUGAGAAGAUUAUGGGCAACUCGGGAGCAGCAGAUAUUGAUCACAAACUUGAAGAACAACUGAUUGAUGGCAUUCUUUAUGCUUUUCAAGAACAGACUACAGAGGACUCAGUAAUGUUGAACGGAUUUGGCACAGUGGUCAAUGCACUUGGCAAACGGGUGAAACCUUACUUGCCUCAGAUCUGUGGUACAGUUUUGUGGCGUUUAAACAACAAAUCCGCAAAAGUUAGGCAACAGGCAGCUGACUUGAUCUCUCGAACUGCUGUUGUUAUGAAGACUUGCCAAGAGGAAAAAUUGAUGGGGCACUUGGGUGUUGUUUUGUAUGAGUAUUUGGGUGAAGAGUACCCUGAAGUAUUGGGAAGCAUUCUUGGAGCACUGAAGGCCAUUGUGAAUGUAAUAGGUAUGCAUAAGAUGACUCCACCAAUUAAAGAUCUGCUGCCUAGACUCACUCCCAUCUUAAAGAACAGGCAUGAAAAAGUACAAGAGAAUUGUAUUGAUCUUGUUGGGCGUAUUGCUGACAGGGGAGCUGAAUAUGUGUCAGCAAGGGAGUGGAUGAGGAUUUGCUUUGAGCUUUUGGAGCUCUUAAAAGCUCACAAAAAAGCUAUUCGUAGAGCCACAGUCAACACAUUUGGUUAUAUUGCAAAGGCCAUCGGCCCUCAUGAUGUGUUGGCUACACUUUUAAACAACCUCAAAGUUCAGGAAAGGCAGAACAGAGUGUGUACCACUGUAGCAAUAGCUAUUGUCGCUGAAACAUGUUCACCCUUCACAGUGCUCCCUGCCUUAAUGAACGAAUACAGAGUUCCUGAACUCAAUGUUCAAAACGGAGUGUUAAAGUCCCUUUCCUUCUUGUUCGAAUAUAUCGGUGAAAUGGGCAAGGACUACAUUUGUGCUGUCACACCAUUACUGGAAGAUGCUUUAAUGGAUAGGGACCUUGUACACAGACAGACAGCUAGUGCGGUGGUGCAACACAUGUCACUGGGGGUUUAUGGAUUUGGUUGUGAAGAUUCGCUGAAUCACUUGUUGAACUAUGUAUGGCCCAAUGUGUUUGAGACAUCUCCCCAUGUAAUUCAGGCAGUUAUGGGAGCCCUGGAGGGCUUGAGAGUUGCUAUUGGACCAUGUAGAAUGUUGCAGUAUUGUUUACAGGGUUUGUUUCACCCAGCCCGUAAGGUCAGAGAUGUGUAUUGGAAAAUUUACAACUCCAUCUACAUUGGUUCACAGGAUGCUCUCAUAGCACAUUACCCAAGAAUCUAUAAUGAUGAUAAGAACACCUAUAUUCGUUAUGAACUUGACUAUAUCUUAUAAUUUUGUUGUUUAUUUUGUGUUUAAUGCACAGCUACUUCACACCUUAUACUUGCUUCGACUUGGUGAUGUACACUUUUAAACAUUGCAGAUGAGCAUAAAACUGGUCAUAGAGGAAGAGCUAGAAAUCCAGUAGCAUGAUUUUUAAAUAACUUGUCUUUGUUGUUGAUGUUAAACAAAUGCCAGUAGUAGUGACCAAGAACACAGGGACUACACACACUAUACUGGAGGGGUUUCAUUUUUAAUUCAUCUUUAUGAAGAUUUAGAAUUCAUUCCUUGUGUUUAAAGGGAAUGUUUGAGAAAUAAAACAUUUGUGUACAAAAUGCUAACUUGUGUGUGUUUUUUGAACAUGACUUGUAAAAUGCAGGAACUUUGAUAAAGUAUUGGUUUGUGUAGAAUAAAUGGCUUAAUUUCAUUUUCUGUCACCUGGUUUAUAGAAAGUAGCAGAAUAUAAACUAUAUAAAGUGAUAUGGCGUCUUUGUCCAAUGUUAUUGUUCUGUUGAUAAUGACAGUGAGAAGAGUAGCUUUUGGGGUGUUCAUCUCAAAUUAGCACAACUGUCCCAUCACCAUAGAAAAUAUAUCACCUUUGCUGAACUGUCUUGAAUAUUAUUAUUUUGCACUUACAUAGCGCCUUUCAUCUCUUGAAUUCUCAAAAUGCUUUAUGAACACGUUUAAGGAAAGUGAUUCAAGUCAUGUCCAGCUGUUGAUGAGUGUGCAUUUAGGAAGUGGAGAAGGUAUCUUUUUAAGACUGUUUUCUACCUAUUGGGAGUGAGGCUACCUAAGGAAUGCUACUAGAAUAAGCCAGUCUUCGGGCUCUUUUCCAUGUCAUAAGCCACUAAACAAUGUGUUCAAUAAAUACCUGCUGAGCACCUACUGUGUACCAGCCACUGUGCUUAGUGUACGGGAUGCAAAGGUGCCUUUGACCUGCCCCUGGCCCUUAAUGCAGUAUAAUGGGGAAGGUGCGAGACAUCUCGGUACAUGUUAUGUAUUCCGUGCUAUGAUGCACCAUUGCAGCAGCUGAAAUGUCUGCUUAGUUUUGCAUUUAGUAAUUAGAUAAAUUGGUGUAUAGGGGUCAAGCAUAAACUGAAAUGCCAUUAAGUUCUAGAGGAACCAAGCAUUUAGGCAAUAAUUAGUGUUAUUUGGCAAGUACUUUAAGUAUAUUUUUAGCUUUUCCUAAUUUCCUGGCUUUUGUCCUUUUCUACCUAUGGCUGUUUUGUUUUGUCUCCCUAUGCUAGCCCUUCUGUGAACUCUUAAGGGGACCUAAGAUUCUGCAGCAGCACAUGCGUGGGAGACUGCCACUGUAAGUAAAAUCGCACGGGGACUAGGAGGUUUGUUCCUUGACCUGCUAACACCCAGGACCCCUGUUUUGAAGGUUACAUGAGAAACAGUUUGUAAUUGGCUGACUUACAAAAUCAAUAUUGAGCAUUAGUUGACUCUCCAGGAAGAACUUGUAACUUCUUAUGUUCCUUGUAUAAAAUAACUUUGUGACAACAGGUCAGUAUGUACUAAAACACGAUUUCCAAAGUCAUUUUUCUAAAGUUUUUGCAACUUUAAAUCUUGCUGUUCUCUAUAGUUUCUGACAGAUGGCCUUCAGUAAUUAGUAAUCAUGAAAAUGAACACAAUUAGAUUUCAAAGCCAAAAUUUGAUUUUAAAUCAGUCUCGGGGGAAUUUAGUUAUAUUUUUCACUUUAAGUACUUGUAUAACUUCAGUUUGCUUGGGCCCAUGUUUUUAUGGAAACUCAAUGCUUUGCAGACAGAGGCACUGUGGAGCAAAAGAGACUACUAGCCACCUUAAGUGACUUUUUACUGAUGCAAAUAGUUUGAGGACAGAGAUGAAGGAAAUACUGAAGGCUCCGACCUUCAUAGUUGGGACCAAAUAGAGGCUCACAGAUAUUUGCAUUAUUUUAUAUGCUUGUUGAAUAAUGAAAGCAUUUUGUGACAUGUGAAAGACGCUAUGUGAAGUUUAACUAUCUUUCAAAAACUUCCUUUUGCACUUUCUUUUGGUGUUUCUUAAAGCCAAACUUAAACAGGAAGAAAUUAAUGUUCUUAAGGGAACAGUGGGUGGGUCUUUCUGGGGGCUCUUGUUGGUUUUUCUGUAAGCCCUCUUAUGGAAUUGAUCUCUUUGGCUGUUCAAUUUUUUUCAUAUUGUAUUUUUAAAAUUUGUUGUAUGGUGCCAUGUGAGCAUCACGUACCACCAAAUGAAUAAAACUUAUAUCUAAAGUCUUUAGACCA